AGAGUUUCCUGAGGACGAGUGUAUUAAUCAGAUGUCCUUAGCAGAUUACAAACCGGCAUAAAGAGUUAUUUGAUGGCGGGCUAGGACGGUUCACGGGCGGCACGGCGACGUUGCGCGUGCGGCCCGGCGCCGCCGCCGUGUUCCACCGCGCGCGCCCGCUGCCCUACGCGCUGCGCGAGCGCGUGGACGCGGAACUCGACUCCAUGUUAAGCGCCGGCGUCAUCGAGCCUGUGGACGCCUCCGACUGGGCCACGCCACUUGUUCCCAUACGUAAGCCGGAUGGCAGCUUACGCCUUUGUGCCGAUUACAAGGUAACAUUGAACAAAGUUUUAUUGGUCGACAAAUAUCCCGUUCCGAGAUUAGAAGAUGUGUUUAGUAGUCUUAGCGGUAGUACUUAUUUUACCAAACUGGACCUGUCUCAAGCUUAUUCGCAAGUAGUACUAGACGAUGAAUCAAAAAAAUAUACUGUCAUUAACACGCACCGAGGUUUAUUUUCCUACAAUAGAUUGGUUUUUGGCUUGGCAUCGAGCCCUGGUAUUUUUCAAAGGUUAAUGAGUACGCUGUUGCAGGGCAUGGAUAACGUUGUUGUGUUUUACGACGAUAUAUUAAUUACGGGAAGUAAUUUAAAACAACAUUUAAUAACGGUAAAUACAGUAUUAGAUAGAUUGCAGGCGCAUGGCUUAAAAUUAAAAAAGGAAAAAUGCGUAUUUUUACAGGAUAAAGUUAGGUAUUUAGGGUACGUUAUUGACAAAAGUGGGUUAAGUGUGGAUAAAUCUAAAAUAAAGCCGAUCUUAGAAAUGCCAUACCCCAGUAAUGUUAGUCAACUUAGAUCUUUUUUAGGCAUGGUGAAUUUUUACGCUAAAUUUGUAAAGGAUCUUAGUAACUAUUUGGCGCCACUUCACGCGUUGUUACAAAAAUAUACUAGAUGGCAGUGGGGAGAAAAACAGAUAGACGCUUUUAACAGGGUAAAGAGUAUGUUGUCAAGCGCCGAGGUGCUCGCGCACUACGACCCCGGCUUGGACGUGGUGGUCACGAGCGACGCUAGCCCCUUCGCAGUAGGGGCUAUUUUGGCUCACCGUUACGCGGACGGCUCCGAGCGCCCUCUGGCGUACGCGUCGCGCGCGCUCACCGCGGCCGAGCGCAAUUAUAGCCAAAUUCAUAAAGAGGCGUUAUCAAUAUACUUUGCAGUGAAACGCUUUCAUCAAUACUUGUAUGGUAGGCGGUUUUCGUUGCGCACGGAUCAUAAGCCCUUGGUUAGUAUUUUUGGACCGAAUGUAGGUGUACCGAGUAUGACAGCCAGUAGGUUACAGAGAUGGGCUUUAUGUUUAUCGGCAUAUGAUUUCGACAUAGAAUAUGUGAAAUCAGAACAAAACGUGGCUGACGUUUUAUCAAGGCUUAUUAAAGCGCAUAAACUAAGUGAAGUGGAGAAUGAGAAAAGAGAGCCCGAACAAACUUACCUUCACUUUGCGUCCGACGCCCUGUUAUUAGAUUACAAAGUGCUAAAGAAUGAAACAAAAAAAGAUCCGUUACUGUCUCGGGUAACUAGUUUUAUUUUAGAUGGGUGGCCAGAUGCCGUAGAUAUUGAACAAUUGAAACCGUAUUUCAACCGUAGAAAUGAACUUUAUUUAGAACUUGGAGUCAUUAUGUGGGGUCACAGGGUGGUAAUACCGGUGGGCUGCCAGGACAAGGUUAUUAGGGAACUUCAUGAAACACAUAUGGGGGUUGUAAAGACCAAAUCUUUAGCGAGAAGUUAUGCCUGGUUCCCGGGCAUCGAUGAAGCGAUCGAGCGGACGUGCACGGCGUGCGGCGUGUGCGCGGCGACGGCCAGCGCGCCGCCGGCACAGGCCCCGCGCGCCUGGCCGUGGCCGGAGCGCCCGUGGACCAGGUUGCACAUAGACUUUUUGGGGCCCCUCGCAGGUAUUAUGUACCUGGUAAUAGUAGAUGCGUGCUCUAAAUGGACUGAAGUCAUCAAAAUGGCGAGUACCACUGCGGCCGCGGUCAUCUCUAAGUUGCGAGAAAUUUGGGCUAGAUUUGGUAUACCCAGGUAUACAAGUAGUAUCGGACAAUGGACCUCCCUUUACUAG
Leguminivora glycinivorella is the source of this 2084-nucleotide messenger RNA. RefSeq lists its product as uncharacterized. Bases 204 to 2084 code for a protein of 626 amino acids. Gene Ontology annotation, molecular function: nucleic acid binding. The record is from RefSeq and is a predicted model, not a curated record. The transcript has 2 exons. Lineage: Eukaryota; Metazoa; Arthropoda; Insecta; Lepidoptera; Tortricidae.